Messenger RNA from Trichoderma atroviride IMI 206040, 1179 nucleotides. The record is from RefSeq and is a predicted model, not a curated record. NCBI's taxonomy places the organism in Eukaryota, Fungi, Ascomycota, Sordariomycetes, Hypocreales, Hypocreaceae.
AAAUGGCGCUCGCGAUCAACCAAAUCUGCAAGUGAGACGGAUGCGCUGCAUAACGGGCUGUAUGCAUCCCGGCUCAACUCCAUGUCUGGCCCGCGACCGAGAUAUGAAAAACCCAGACACGAUCUUCCAGCCAUUCAGCAAGUAUGGACGCCGUACUUGUCCGAGUCUGAUCAUGUCUUCUCACUGCAACACCCCACUGAGCCCGUUUCUCCAGCCGCUGUUGCGAUGACGCUGCCAAGAUCCCAACAGUCAAGUGAAAGCAUCGUGGUCUCGCCUAGCUCAAAGAGCCAUCGCUUGGUCAAUGUUCCCGAAAUUCCUUCGCCUGAGAGCCUUGCCCAAUCAUUUCCAAAAACAGGACCUCCGACAACGCCACUGCUUUCACCCAGACUCUUGUAUAUGAGGGCUAAAAAAGAAAUCGAGUCUAAGAUCAAGCAAAAGCACCAUGAUGACUCGUAUAUCCAUCAGCCCACAGCCAUUGGUAUUCAUCGCCAGACGCGAGCAACGGUUGAAGGCACCAAGAAAUUUCUCGCUGCUCAAAACAUCAGCAGGUCAGGAACGUGGUUCAAAGAUGAGCUUCACACAUCCAGGAUUGGCCGCAAGCUUUUUGGCAGAGCACCGUGGCAUCGAAAGGAAUCUGCCGAGUCAUUAACCAGCGUUUCCAGCUCCAUACGAUCGGUGCUCAAGGGCAAGACGCCACCUGCGACUCCUGCAAACCAUGGCUUAAGUUAUACAACUAACCCUAGUUUUUUUUUCCCCCCUUCUCAACGUUAUCCCAGACUUGAGGCCGUUCGGGUGAGCACACCACCAAUGGACGAAGAUACGGCAGAUGGCAAGCCACGCGCUUUCUUCACAUCUUUGACGCCCCCUAUGCCAGAUGGCGAGGCCAACACAAAAACAGCGCCGGCGUCAGUACGCUCUACGAAACGCUACGGUGUUCAUAGUAGUAGUAGCAUGGCACCUCAACCUCGUGAGUGGUGGGAGCAGAUACCUCAGCGCGGAUGUCGCCGCGACCUCCUCGACGCCAACAGUGGCUCUACCGGUAGAUUUGAAUUCGAUGUCCCGGAACAUUUGCCUAGGAGUCCAAUGUGCCCGGCCAAUAAACGUCACAAAAGCGGCGGCGCAGGCGUGUGUGUAUAUCAUGGCCGGAGGAGGGCUGGGUCUAUUCUCGAGAUAAGAUGA